AUGGCUGAAAUAAUCCUUAAACGGCGUAAAGUGGCGGCGGUGCUAAUAGAACCAAAUCCUUUAAUCAUAUUAUUAAUUAUAUCUCUACUAGAAUUAUGUGUGGGGCAGGCAAUUAACAGAGCGCCGCACUUUAUCCCACAAACGGGAGACAUGUCGCAGUUUAGUUUGCCAGAAAAUACACCUGUGGGAACUCCGGUGUAUCAUUUAAAGGGCAUUGAUCCUGAAAAUGGCCCUUUAAGGUAUUCUAUAUCAGGACAAUACUUCAAUGUGGACUCUGCGACUGGAGUUGUGACAUUAGCAAAGUCCUUAGAUCGAGAGGAACAACCUAAAUUAGAGGUCAUUAUUAGCAUUACAGAUGAAGGCACAGAAGACAUGGAACCAGAGACCAACACAGUUUCCCUCAGAAGGGUAAUUCCAAUAAGAGACAUCAAUGACAAUCCUCCCGUGUUUCAUAAUAGACCAUAUAUUGUAAAUAUCAGUGAAGCAACGCCUGUUGGUAGCGAAAUUGAGGUUACUCCCAAAAUAAUCGUUACGGAUAGAGAUGAAGGAGAUAAUGCAAAUAUAAAAGUGAAAUGUUCAGCCAAAGAGAGGGGAAGCGAUUCGGAGGCGUGUUCUGUUUUUAGGAUUGGUACAGAUGUGAUAUCACCAAACAAACAUCAAGUACGAAUAUUCCUAGCCAAACCUCUGGACUUUGAAAGUCGGUCAGCGUAUGUGAUAUCUCUAGAGGCGGAAGACUCUUCAGAAAAGCCCUUGCGUGCCUCGGCUAGUGUGUCGGUUGCAGUACGAGAUGUUCAAGAUCAGCCUCCAGCCUUUCUCAAUGCUCCCUACUCGGCCACUGUCGCUGAAAAUACACCACCGGAAACAAGUAUAAUGGAUAUCAUAGCAAAAGACGGAGACACUGCCAAUCCACGGCCAGUAUUGUUGACACUCGAAGGCGAUAUGCUGCGAUACUUUCGGCUAAGACCCGAAAGGCCAAUCGGUCGCGCUACAUUGGUCACCACGGAUAUACCCGUAGACAGAGAGAGCGAUGUAGUUGUGCAAAAUGGUGGCGUUUACAACUUUUUCGUAAAGGCAACAGAACUGAUAAACAACGAAGUGCCAUCAGACUUCACCGUCUCACCAAUAACAAUCAUCGUGACUGAUGUAGACGAUCAUAUACCUAAAUUUAACAACGACGUUUUCGAUAUUUCGAUACCAGAAAACAUUGAAAACGGCAGUCCGCUGCCUGGACUAUCGAUAUACGUUGAAGAUAACGAUUUAGGACAGAACAGUAAAUACGAUUUGAAACUACGAGAUGUUUUCAACUCAGAAGGAGUAUUUGCAAUAAGCACAGAUCACGGCGAUGGUAGAACACCCAUCAGUAUAAAAGUAAAGGAUUCAUCCAAACUUGAUUACGACAUAGAUGAUGAUGAGAAGAGAUUAUUCAGUUUUGACAUUGUUACCUCAGUUAAUGACAUAGAACUAUCAUCCGCAAGAGUUAAUAUCAAAUUACUAGAUGCAAAUGAUAACGCACCCGUGUUUGAUGAGCCACAGUACAAAUUUAAUGUGCUAGAAAGUGAACCAAUCGGGUACAAAAUAGGCGAUGUCAAAGCGACGGAUAAAGAUUACGGUAUAUAUGGAGAGAUAGAAUACUCUCUCUCUGGGUUCGGUUCGCAUUUAUUUAAGACUGAUAAGAAUAGUGGAGGAUUAUACGUAGCGAAUACAUUGGAUUAUGAAAUACAGAGGAGCUACAGUUUAACGCUCUUUGCCAAAGAUGGCGGCAGGAAGGGAACGACUACUAGUAUAUUUGUGGAAGUUGUAGAUGCUAAUGAUAAUGCACCUAUUUUCGAAGCUUCUGAAUAUAGUCGCACUAUUAGAGACGGUGCCACCACUUUUGAACCACAACUUGUCGUACGAGCCACGGAUCUAGACGGACCGUCACAAGGCGGUGGACGCGUGCGAUAUUCUUUAGAAUCAGAUAACAGCAUUGCUCAUAAGGGACAAGUGUUCACAAUAGAUGAAGAUACCGGAGAGAUUAGUAUUGUGGACAAAGUAGAGACGAUGGACACUCCAAGAGGACAGUACGAGUUGGUCGUUAGAGCUACUGAUUACGGUAAACCACCAAAAUUCAACGAAACAAAAGUAUAUAUAAGAGUAGGAGUCCCAGGCAACCAGCGACCAACGUUCAAAGGAAACUAUCACCAUUACAAGUAUACAGUUAAUCAACGUAUUCCUGACAGCAAUGACGAUUUCACGUUUGAUCUUAAUCCGAUGAACUAUAAAGCUAGUAUACGGGAAGAUGCUGAACCUGGACAAAACGUUACCAGGGUUGUAGCUAACGAUCCUGAUGGUUUGGACGAUCUUUUGACAUAUCAUAUUGUAACUGGCUCUAAAGAUAACUUUGUUAUUAAUGAAAAGACUGGUCUAAUAACCGUUUCCAAUGAUGCAAAUCUUGAUCGAGACAUAAAUCCAGAUCGAUAUGAAAUAAUAGUUUCAGCUGUAGACAGUGGCGUCCCUAUACCAGAAACAGCUACAACCACAGUCUUUGUAACGAUACAGGAUGUUAACGAUAAACCACCGAAAUUCAACGUCACCGAAUCAACCAUAUACAUUUCAGAAAGGACUAAAAUAGAUGAUGUAGUUACUAAAAUAGUCGCUCACGAUUCCGAUUUAAAUGCUAAGCUUAAAUAUAGUCUCAUCGAACCAAUAAAGGCUUUCUCUAAAGCUGGUGUACAGCUUAAGCCUAAUUCAAAUUAUGAUUACAAGAAUAUUUUUAAAAUUAACGAAGAAUCUGGUGAAAUCUUAGUUAACGGUAAAUUAGAUUAUAGUCAAGCGUCUAUUGUUAUAUUAACUGUUAAAGUAACUGACGUCAAUGCUGAAAUAAAUAAAGAUGAACAAUUCGCUGUAACGGAACAAACAAUAUACAUUCAGCCCUAUGCCGAUAAGAAUCCGCAGUUCACCAAUCCGGGCUGGACUAGCUCUAAUCCUGUAAUCCAUCAGAGAGUUAAAGAAGAUCAACCUCUUGGUAGUACCGUGUUGGUACUAAUGGCCGAAGACCCCAUGUCUGGUCACAUGGUGUCUAACUUUAAAGUUAUAAAUUCCCAAACGGGACUAUUACAAGUGGACCCUCUGAGUGGGCAAGUUGUUCUCACGAAACAUUUAGAUUACGAAGAGUUAACAAAUCCAAACUUGACACUAACCGUUCAAGCUACAAGUAACGAUGGUAGCAAACACAGUACAGCUAAAAUAAUCAUUGAAGUUGUUAAUAUAAAUGAUAACGCGCCAAUUUUUGAGAAAGAGAUGUACAAAGUAAGUGUUCUAGAGUCGAUAGUCCACCCGGAACAGAUAAUAACGGUAAAGGCGGUAGACAAGGACGCUGUGCUGACCGAGGAGGACCGCGCCAGUGGGUACGCAGAUGUGCGCUACACCUUGAGGGGGGAUAAUGCAGAACUACUCGCGAUUAACAGUGUUACUGGAGAUAUCAAGGUAGCACCAAAUAAAACAUUAGAUCGUGAACGGCAAUCCGUCUUACGUCUGGAAGUGGAAGCCUUCGACACGCCACAAGGUGGAGGGGAGCGGCUAAAGUCUACUGCGACGGUACUGAUAGAUGUGUUAGAUGUGGAUGACAAUACACCUGCCUUUGACAAGACUGUGUACACUGCUGUAGUACCAGAGAACGUACCGGAAGGGUUUUCAGUGAUCAAACUGACCGCUACUGAUCCAGAUGAGGGUCUCGGCGGAGAAAUAACAUACGAGUUCCUGGAUGAAGGCGAAGCUAAUGGGCUGUUCUCGGUCGGCCCCGCGACGGGCGAGGUGCGCACGCGCGGCCCGCUGACGGGGCGCGGCCGCACGGCGCCCUACCGCCUGCUGGCGGGCGCCGCGGACGGCGGCGGCCACCAGGCGGUGGCGUCGCUGGCGCUGUACGUGGGCGACGUCAGCACCAACGACGGCGUGCCCACCUUCAUUCGGCCCGCGCCCGGGGAGAUCGUCACUGUUAGCGAGAACGCAACAAUAGGCACAGUGGUGUUCCAAGUGGUAGCGAUCGACCCCGACGACCCCACGCAGCCAUCCGGCCAGCUCGUCUACUCGAUACAAGAAACUAACGCUGACGCUAAGGCAUUUGCUAUUGACCCGCACAGCGGCGUGCUGCGCUCGCGCGCGGCGCUGGACCGCGAGCGGCAGGCGCAGUACACGCUGCUGCUGCGCGCCGCGGACGGCGGCCGGCCGCCGCAGCGCGCCGCGCGCGUGCUGGCCGUGCGCGUGGCGGACGUCGACGACCACCGCCCGCGGUUCGGCCGCGCGCUGGAUGAUCCACCAGUAAUUAUAACAACGAUGGAAGAAGUGCCAGUAGGAACCGUGAUCGGAGAGAUCGAAGCAAUUGAUGAAGAUAUUGGAGAAAACGCUGAAAUUGAUUACAUUAUAACAGCGGGAAACGAACUGGAAUUGAUUAAAAUUAAACGCACAAACGACAGCAAGGCGUUAUUAAUCGCAGGUGCUAGGUUGGAUAGAGAAGCCGUGUCCAGGCAACUGCUUACUGUCAAAUGUUUCAAGUACGGCACCGUUCCUAGACUGACCAAGUCGUACAAUAGAUUGGACCUGACAGAAAUCCAAGUCGUGAUCAAGAUACUAGACAUAGACGAUCAUUUACCAGAGUUCGAAAGUUCCAAUAUGACAAUUGGUGUACGUCUCAACGUCCCUGUCGAUACGGUCAUUGCUACUGUCAAAGCCAUAGACAAAGACCCGGACGCCUUGAGUAUAGACUAUAAAAUUAUAAACAUGACGUUUGAGUCGCCCAUAAAGUCGAAAUCAUCUAAUAAUGUCACAGGUGUGAUUGUUAUAAACAAUGCUACUGGAGAAAUGAAGAUAAUGAAGAAUUUGAUUCAUUACGCCGAUGGUAUAUUUAGACUGACUGUACGCGCCAAUAAUUCAAAUGAAACCGGCAGAUAUAGUGACCUUCAUGUUGAAGUUGUGGUGGUGCGUGAACGCGACCUUCUAAGGCUAGUGGUACCUGACGGUCGUUCCCGUCUCGCUGCGUUAAAGGAAGAAAUAUCGAAGAUUCUAGAACCUCGUAAUUUAAAACUGCAAAUUCAUGACGCACCGCAAGCAGCCUUCUAUGAUAAUGAUGGGCCGUGCUUCCAGUUCCGUAAAACAGACACGGGCGAGGCGCUGAGCCCCGCAGCGAUGCGUACAGCCCUGCGCGCAGCGGGCGGCGCGCUGCAGGCGGCGCUGCUGCGGCACGGCGCGCGCGGCGUGGCGGGCUGCGGCGCCCCCCGUACGGCGCAGCACUCGGCGGCGCAGCGCGCGCUGCUGCUGCUCGCCGGCGCGCUGCCGCUCGCGGCGCUGCUCGCGGCCGGCGCGCUGUGCUGGCUGCGCGCCAGAGCCAAGAGCCGCCUACGCGCCGCUGCGCGAGCCGCCGCGCCCACUCGCGCGCCGCGCCUGCUCGCCGAGCCCGCCUACCCCGCGUGA
Messenger RNA from Melitaea cinxia (Glanville fritillary), 5445 nucleotides. It is a transcript of the gene Cad74A, whose product is annotated as cadherin-23. Gene Ontology annotation, biological process: homophilic cell-cell adhesion. The transcript has 23 exons. The record is from RefSeq and is a predicted model, not a curated record. Gene Ontology annotation, cellular component: plasma membrane. The coding region runs from base 1 to 5445 and encodes 1814 amino acids. Gene Ontology annotation, molecular function: calcium ion binding. Lineage: Eukaryota; Metazoa; Arthropoda; Insecta; Lepidoptera; Nymphalidae.